ACAAUUCCAAAUCACUCCUUUCAAAGUUUUUUUUUGAUUAAUAAUUUUUCAUAUGUAUACUUUGAGUUGAAAGGCAAUUGUAAUUGUUUCUAUGCUAGAUCUAGUUAUUAACAAGUCCAAGGCUGCUCCGUUAUGCAUAAAUUUGCAGUUUUUUUUUGUUGUUGAAUUGAUUUGUGUGGAGAUAUUGAAUUAAUCGAAGAUUUUGGGAAUUAAUUGAGUUUGCUAACGUGCAAAGAGGUGAUUUAGGGGAUUUUUCUAUUGGUGAUUGUGAAUUGAUUAUUCAAUGGCCGCUCCACCGGCAAGGGCACGAGCAGAUUACGAUUACCUUAUAAAGCUCCUCUUGAUCGGCGAUAGCGGUGUUGGUAAGAGUUGCCUUCUUUUGCGUUUUUCUGAUGGUUCCUUUACAACAAACUUUAUCACCACCAUUGGGAUCGAUUUUAAAAUUCGGACCAUUGAGCUCGAGGGGAAAAGGAUCAAACUACAAAUCUGGGAUACGGCUGGUCAGGAACGGUUCCGAACAAUCACCACUGCUUACUAUCGUGGAGCCAUGGGUAUAUUGUUGGUUUAUGAUGUUACUGAUGAAUCUUCCUUUAACAAUAUCACGAACUGGAUUCGUAACAUUGAGCAGCAUGCUUCAGACAAUGUCAACAAAAUACUAAAAUUCAUUUCAUUCUUUAACAUUCUCGAUUUUUUCUUCCCCCGCCCCGAGAGAGAAGAGGAAAAAGUUGAGGCUGUCCCGACCUCUAAGGGCCAAGCACUUGCUGAUGAGUAUGGUAUUAAAUUUUUCGAAACUAGUGCAAAAACAAAUCUUAACGUGGAACAAGUUUUCAUGUCAAUAGCAAAGGAUAUAAAACAAAGGCUUUCAGACACAGAUUCUAAAGCAGAGCCUUCGACGAUCAAAAUUAAUCAACCAGACGCAGGAGCUGGAGGUGGUCAAAAUGGCCAAAAAUCAGCUUGCUGCGGUUCAUAAAUGGACUGAUCACGACAGAAGCAGGUGCACUGAUUGAUCUCUAGACCACCAUGAACUAAGAGCAAGCAAGAGCUAAUUUGAAGGAAAUAUCUUAGGGGCUUGUAAUAUUUUUAUUGUUCAUUCUUUUGAAACUUGUUCUUAGUGUGUGAAAGAUAGGUUGAUUACCAUUUGAGAAGUCAAAAUUGUUACUAACACCGUUGCUGUUUCCUUUUCUACUUCAUUAGCUCAGGGAUGCGAAUGUGAUAAUCUCACUUUUUCUCAAGUUUAAUUGUAAGAAAUGCUACUUCUAUAAUGGA
Molecule: messenger RNA, 1266 nt
Organism: Lycium ferocissimum
Lineage: Eukaryota; Viridiplantae; Streptophyta; Magnoliopsida; Solanales; Solanaceae
Product: ras-related protein RABE1c-like
Exons: 10
Coding region: 284-970 (228 amino acids)
Biological process (GO): regulation of exocytosis; protein secretion
Cellular component (GO): plasma membrane
Molecular function (GO): GTPase activity; GTP binding
Source: RefSeq, a predicted model, not a curated record